Messenger RNA from Suillus bovinus, 1104 nucleotides. RefSeq names its product chaperonin 10-like protein. Gene Ontology annotation, cellular component: cytosol. The coding region runs from base 1 to 1104 and encodes 367 amino acids. The transcript has 14 exons. Gene Ontology annotation, molecular function: S-(hydroxymethyl)glutathione dehydrogenase [NAD(P)+] activity; zinc ion binding. Gene Ontology annotation, biological process: formaldehyde catabolic process. Lineage: Eukaryota; Fungi; Basidiomycota; Agaricomycetes; Boletales; Suillaceae. The record is from RefSeq and is a predicted model, not a curated record.
AUGAGCACGGUCGGUAAGCCCAUCACCUGCAAGGCUGCUGUUUGCUGGGGUGCUGGUGAGCCCCUCAAGAUCGAGGAAGUUGAGGUUGCACCCCCGAGGGCUAAUGAGGUCCGCAUCAAAAUCUUGCACACCGGUAUAUGUCAUACUGAUGAGUACACUCGCAGUGGCAAGGAUCCUGAGGGUCUCUUCCCCGUGAUCCUUGGUCAUGAAGGUGGAGGUGUGGUUGAAUCGGUUGGUGAGGGCGUCACAAGCGUGUCAGUUGGCGACCACGUUAUUCCGCUUUACACUGCUGAGUGCCGCGAAUGUAAAUUCUGCAAGAGUGGGAAAACCAACCUGUGUGGAAAAGUGAGAACAACCCAAGGCCAGGGCCUGAUGCCUGAUAGCACCAGCCGCUUCACGUGUAAGGGUCAAGCCAUCCACCACUUUAUGGGAACUUCAACAUUCUCGCAAUAUACUGUGGUGGCAGAGUCUGCGCCUCUCGAGAAGGUCUGUCUUCUUGGUUGUGGCAUCACCACCGCAUGGGGCGCAGUUGUGAAGCAGCAAGGCAUCAAGGGCUCCAAUGUCGCUGUUUUCGGAUGUGGUGCCAUCGGUCUCGGUGUCAUCUCUACUGCGUCGGUCGUCGGUGCUUCUCGGGUGAUUGCCGUCGACACGAACCCUGCAAAAGAGUCUUGGGCAAGGAAAAUGGGUGCCACUGAAUUCGUCAACCCUAUGGCGCUCCCGGAGGGCAAGCGUGUCCAGGAUUACUUAGUCGAGAUUACUGAUGGCGGGUUGGACUUUACCUUCGAUGCUACUGGCAAUGUACACGUCAUGCGUGCUGCGCUAGAGUCGUGCCACAAGGGCUGGGGUGUGAGCACCGUCAUCGGUGUUGCUGCCGCUGGCCAGGAGAUAUCGACACCUGUUACUGGUCGCACAUGGCGAGGUACUGCAUUCGGAGGAGUAAAGGGUCGCACCGAGCUUCCUGGUCUCGUCGAAGACUACUUGCAAGGCAAGCUCAAGAUCGAUGAAUAUGUCACCCACCACCGCAAAUUUGCGGAAAUCAACGACGGUUUCCACGACAUGCACGGCGGCGACUGUAUUCGCUGUGUUGUCAAUAUGACGGAGUAA